This is a messenger RNA of Ipomoea triloba (trilobed morning glory), 2542 nucleotides long. RefSeq names its product probable serine/threonine-protein kinase PIX7. Bases 751 to 2223 code for a protein of 490 amino acids. Gene Ontology annotation, molecular function: protein kinase activity; ATP binding. Gene Ontology annotation, biological process: protein phosphorylation. Lineage: Eukaryota; Viridiplantae; Streptophyta; Magnoliopsida; Solanales; Convolvulaceae. The record is from RefSeq and is a predicted model, not a curated record. The transcript has 6 exons.
UCUUUUCGCGCGUGUACAUAUACUCCUCUUCGAGAAAACCAUUGUGCCCCCCCUUCAUAGUUCUGUGUACUGACAAUUUGAUUCGGCUUUGGGUAUUUGUCCGUUUCCUUCUCCGUAUUGGUAAUCGAGUUCAUAGUUUUCAAUGUCAGACGGCUUUCCUUUUCUCCGGGCUCGCAUUGUCCCUCUCAUUUCUGCACAUCUUUUCUGCGAUUUCAGUACUCCAUUCGCGCCCUCUUUCAUCCAUUUUAUCAUCCCCCCGCUGUCUUUCUAUUUGGUUUAGAAUUUUAAACUUUAAGCUUUCAUUUCUUCUCCCCACUUCUUCAUUUCUUUGUGUAUUUACUUCAUUGGUGCUGAAUAAUCUUCUUUUCUGGAGCUUGGUCAGAUAACUUUUCAGUUUUAACGAUUUUGGAAUCUCUGAAUCGAACACAAAAAAGCAAGAAUCUUUGGGUUGUGUCAGAGCCAGUGAGGCUGUAUAUGAUGUAUUAAAUUCUUGAUUUUUUUUGGGUAGAAACCGCAACUACUAUUCAAGUGUAUAUGUAAACCCGUAUUGUAACCCUUUGCCUUAAACGAGUUCAGGUUGUUCAUUUGUUCAUAACUGACUAGCUCAAAUUAAAAAGAUUGAGAUUUGGACUCGUGAUCUUGUGAUUACAAGUUUGUAUCUUAGCUAUCUUGGCUGGGGUUAUCCAUUAGAUUCUUGAUUUGGCUAUAGAUAUAGAAGAAUUCAGUUUUUGAGAUUUGAAAGGAAGAAAAAUGGGUUCAGGUCCUGAAGAAGCUGGCAAUGCCAAGUCUUCAGGAAUGGGCAAAUCAAAGUCUAGAAUGGGGAAGAAUAAUGAUGAUGAUGAUGGUGGUGCUGGGCAGAGUUGCCGUUGGUUUAACUUGUGUUUUCUGGGGAAUUGCAUGCCAUCAAGGUCCAGAAUAGAUAUCUCUGUUAAUAGACCUGCCACCACUCAUCAUGAUGCCAAAGGUUUUAGUGAUACCAAUACAGACCCUCCAGUUGCUUUAGUUUUAUCAUCUUCAGCCACGAGUAAUAUGGAAAGUACACCGCCCGCUCCCAACAGAGGCGAGGAACUGAAAAUCGCCUCUCAGCUUCGGAAAUUCACUUAUAAUGAGCUAAAAGCAGCAACGAGGAACUUCAGACCUGAAUGUCUUCUUGGCGAGGGAGGCUUUGGAUCUGUUUACAAAGGUUGGAUCAACGCAAAUGGAUGCACGCCAGUAAGGCCGGGAUCAGGACUCCCUGCUGCAGUGAAGACUCUCAAUCAAAAUGGACUUCAGGGUCAUAAGGAGUGGCUUGCUGAAGUAAAUUACCUUGGUGAACUCCAACACCCACAUUUGGUGAAAUUAAUUGGCUAUUGCAUGGAAGAUGAUCAAAGAUUGCUUGUCUAUGAGUUUAUGCCCCGAGGAAGUUUGGAAAACCACUUAUUCAAAAGAUCCCUGCCGCUUCCUUGGUGCAUAAGAAUGAAAGUCGUUUUAGGUGCUGCAAUGGGCCUUGCUUUCCUCCAUGAAGAAGCUGAAAGGCCUGUUAUAUAUCGAGAUUUUAAGGCAUCUAAUAUCUUAUUGGAUGCGGAAUACAAUGCAAAGCUCUCUGAUUUUGGACUUGCCAAAGAUGGUCCCGAGGGAGAUAAGACUCAUGUAUCAACACGAGUAAUGGGAACUUAUGGUUAUGCUGCUCCCGAGUAUGUCAUGACAGGACACCUGACAUCAAGAAGUGACGUUUACAGUUUUGGGGUAGUUUUACUCGAGAUGUUGUCUGGGCGGAGAUCCAUGGACAGGAGCAAAAGGAAUGGGGAACACAACUUGGUUGAAUGGGCACGCCCAUUUCUAUCAGAUAGGCGUAGGUUUUAUCGGGUGAUAGAUCCGUGCCUUGAAGGUCACUUUUCUGUGAAAGGAGCACAGAAGUCAGUUGAGCUGGCUGCAACUUGUCUUUCCCGUGAUCCAAAAGCCAGACCCCUAAUGAGCGAAGUUGUUGAAACACUGAAGCCUUUGCCCCAAAUGAAGGACAUGGCUUGCGACUCGCCCUACUUUCGUGUCAUGAAAUCUAGGUUUGCCAGUGCCAACCCAAGUGCCAGGAAUAGUCACAGGCUAGAACCAGGAUUAGCAUUUCAAAAAAGGCGGCCAGCUCGGAGCCUCUCUAUACCUGUACCGAAUGGCCCUCUUGCCUCUCCAUAUAACAAUACCUUUAAUCAUAGAUCACCAAAACCUAGUAUUCGUUCACAAGAAUGCUAAAUCCAGCAGGUUUGUCAGCCAGGUUGAGCAACUAUGAGAUCUCAUUCGAUCUAUUUGUUCAUGUUAAGAUCAAGCGUUUAUUACUAUGCCAAAAGUUAUAGCUUGUAGCAAAGGUACAACUUUAUUUCCUUAUAUCGCCACAUUUUUAGAGGCAAGGUGCUAGGCGGAGCCUGAUCCCUAGCCACCUGGUGCUGGGCGGAGGCCUAAUCCCUAGCCACCUAUGCUGGACUUGGCUCUUCACUGAUCUCUUCCCAACAAUUCAGUACCGAAUUAUUACAUAGUUGCAAAUGAUCAUCGUAUUAUCUGUUGAACCGAGCAA